UUACCCAUCGCCUAAAUGGGCAUAAUUACCUACAAUGGUCCAGAUACGUGUUGAUGUUUGUUCGGGGACGAAAUAAGGAGAUCUAUCUUACUAAAGCUCCACCAGCGUCCACUGACUCCCAAUUUGCAACAUGGUGUGCAGAAAACAACCUAGUAAUGGCAUGGCUUAUUAACUCCAUGACCGCCGAUAUAGGAGAAAACUAUCUUCUUGCCACCACAGCCAAAGAAAUCUGGGAUUCUGCUAAAGCUACCUAUUCUGUCACCGAAAACACAGCAGCUUUGUUUCAGGUUAAGCGACAACUCCAUGACCUAACCAAAGGUGAUCAAACUAUUACCCAGUAUUAUACUGCUCUAAUGAAACUUUGGCAGCAAAUAGACCUCUAUGAGGUCCAUGAAUGGCCCAGCACUGCAGCAGCCAUGUAUUACAAAAAACUAGUGGAUCAAGAACGCUGCUAUAAGUUUCUUCUUGGUCUUGAUGAUUCCUAUGAGGAUGUGCGAGCAAGAAUCAUGAGUCUCAAGCCACUUCCAUCUCUACUUGAAGCAUUCAACACUGUUAAAUUUGAGGAAAGCCGAAAGGUAUUAAUCACUGCCUCUAAUAUUUCCUCUACUUCAACUAACUCCUCUAUUCUCGCUGUCAAUGGCCCACAAAGUGAUCCCAAAGCAAAAAAGGGUAAUAAGUGGUGUGACCACUGUCACAAGAGUGGUCACACCCGAGAAGUGUGCUGGAAGCUGCAUGGCAAGCCUCCAAACAACAAACCUAGGGGCAAACCUGGCAGCAAGGGAAUGCUAGUAGGUGUUAACUCUAAUGAAACCAUUAGUCAUGAUGAGUUGCUGUUACUGCGCAAAUUUUUGGAUAAGCACCUGCCCUCUACUCCUGACAGUGAGAACACUACCCCUUCUGUCACUCUAGCCCAUGCAGGACUUGGCAUUAGGGAAGAAGAUUGGCGCUGCUAAAGUAUGGAAUGGCCU
Messenger RNA from Neltuma alba, 968 nucleotides. RefSeq lists its product as uncharacterized. Lineage: Eukaryota; Viridiplantae; Streptophyta; Magnoliopsida; Fabales; Fabaceae. The transcript is spliced from 2 exons. The record is from RefSeq and is a predicted model, not a curated record. The coding region runs from base 54 to 953 and encodes 299 amino acids.